CUCGACGGCCUUAGCACAUCAUACGCACUAAUUCUUGAAGGGAAGGAGAAAAUGAAGAUUGAGAUGGAUGGUUGGACUUUAACUCGAGGAAACUAACGAAGUAUUCUUUACAUUUCCUGGGAUCUGAGGGGUGCUAUGCUCUAUUCCACACACGUUAAUAUUCAUGGACCGCUCAACUGUGCAAAUAUCCUUAUUUUCAAGCUGAUUGUCGGCCCGCGAUUGUUCCUCCGGCAUCCCAGUUCCUCGUGGGGCUAUCAUAUCAUCGAUGAAGUCUUAGGGCCCUAGGCUUCGUUUUGUGCCCGUAUCGCUGUGCCACUCUGGUGGGCCACCACGACUGCGAGUAGGUAACAUCUCAUCCCCUCAGUUCCGAGCCCUCUUCUAGGCUGCUUCGGUUAAAUCGCUCGACGAUGGCUUUCGGCACCAGCCUCGAGGUAGUAUAACAGCCCCACCCCACUCCUUCGUCUAAGAAGGCACUAAAGCAGUAUUGCCGCAUACGUCUGCUCUUCUCGGAACUGCACCGUUCUGAUUGAGGGUUGUGUUCCGAUUUUUGGCUUAUACACCCAGCUCUUUCAGUACCACAGUCAUAUCGAAGAAGUAUAAAUAGCCAACGAGUCUUCUACUGAUCAUCAACCAACCAGCCACCCGCGUCUCAUUCAUAUAUCUCGUCUCAACCAUGCGCUUCAGCCUCCCCGCCCUCACUAUUGCAGUCCUUAGCGGUCUCUCCGUUGCUGACGCGAAGGUCUGUGCUCGCUGCGCCGACACGAUAGUCUAUUCUUUCCAGACUAGGCAAUUGACUCUGGUCAGACAAAGCUCGGUGUCGACCUUGAACACUGUUCAGUGCAAUUACGAUAGCCCAAGCAUUUCUGGAUUUUCACCCUACUGUGUUUACAACAACAUCAAUGGGUCUCUUUACUUCACCAAUACCGGUAGUGCCUGUCCUACUCCCGUUCCGACGUUCACGGUAACAGACACUCGUUGCCCCACGAAAUUCCCUGCGGCGUAAAUUGACAACUUGAAGUUCUUGUCAGUCGAGGUUCCCGAUGACUAUCCCCAUAGAAGUUCAGUUGCGUGUACUGUG
Molecule: messenger RNA, 1078 nt
Organism: Marasmius oreades (fairy-ring Marasmius)
Lineage: Eukaryota; Fungi; Basidiomycota; Agaricomycetes; Agaricales; Marasmiaceae
Exons: 8
Coding region: 674-1003 (109 amino acids)
Source: RefSeq, a predicted model, not a curated record